AUGCCUUCCGGCGAUAGCUUCUCGGCCGACUGGAUGGCCAUGCUGCUUGGCCCUUCGCAGUCAGGCGAUGCCUCCCCCCCAUCCGGGCGUGACCCGACCCCGGCGAGCGUCACCAGGUCGAUUCUGGACCUGCUGCCGGUGAGCCUGGUGGUGAAAGACGCCGCGGGCCGGCGGGUCUUCUUCAACCAGCACUACGCCGAUCUGCACAAGUCCAGCGUUGGAGAACUGCUGGGCAAGACCGACAGCGACCUGUUCCCACCAUCCGCCGCGCAGAAGUACCACGACGACGACCAACGCGUUCAGCAAACCGGUGAGGUGCUCCGCGGCGUCGAAGAGCGUCGCGCGCCCGACGGGACGGCCAGCAAGAUCGAGCGCAUCAAGGGCCCAGUUCGCGACGCUAACGGCGAUGUCGUCGGUGUGGCGGUGCUGUUCUGGGACAUCUCCGAUCAGGCGAGGAUUGAAGAAGCUCUCGAUCUGGAGCAGGACCUGAUGCGGUCGCUGAUGGAGAGCAUCCCCGACUCGGUUUACUUCAAGGACCGUGAGAGCCGUUUCCUGAGGGUGAGCCAGUCUCAGUCGCAGUUGUUCGGGCUCAGCAAACCCCAGGAAGCCAUCGGCAAGACCGAUGCGGAUAUUUUCUCCGUCGAGCACGCCCGGCAGGCGCUGGAGGACGAGCGUCGCAUCAUGGAGACCGGCGAGCCAAUCGUCGCCCAGGUCGAGAAGGAGACCUGGCCCGACCGCGACGACACGUGGGUCUCCACAACCAAGAUGCCGCUCCGGAACAACCAGGGCGAAGUGGUGGGCACGUUCGGGAUCUCGCGCGACGUCACGGAACUCAAGCGGAUGCAACUGGAGCUGGUCUCCGCGCGGGAGAUGGCCGAGGCCGCCAACCGUGCGAAAAGCGAUUUCCUGGCGAACAUGAGCCACGAGAUCCGCACGCCGAUGAACGGCAUCAUCGGCAUGACCGAGCUGCUCCUCAACACCGAGCUCACCGACGAGCAGCGUGAGUACCAGCUGCUGGUGCAGCGGUCGGCGGACUCGCUGCUGGCGUUGUUGAACGACAUCCUCGACUUUUCCAAGAUCGAGGCCGGCAAGCUGGAGCUCGAGCACCUGCCGCUGGAGCUGCGGGACACGCUCGGCGGCACGCUGCACACCCUCGCCGGGCGGGCCGCCCAGAAGGGGGUCGAGCUGGCGGUCCACAUCGUCCCCAGCGUGCCGGACCACCUCGUUGGCGACGCCUGCCGGCUGCGGCAGGUGGUGGUGAACCUGGUGGGCAACGCGAUCAAGUUCACCAGCGAGGGCGAGAUCGUCGUGCGGGUGACCCCGGUCGAGGUCACCGACGAUUCGGCGACCCUCCGCAUCGCGGUGUCGGACACCGGCAUCGGCAUCUCGCCCGAGAAGCAGGCCCACAUCUUCGAGGCCUUCACACAGGCGGACGCGUCGACAACCAGGCAGUACGGCGGCACCGGGCUGGGGCUGGCGAUCUCUGGGCAGCUGGUGCAGCUGAUGGGCGGCAGCCUGUCGGUCCGCAGCGAGCCCGGCAUCGGCAGCACGUUCGAGUUCACCGCGACCUUCGACCGCGCGGAAGAGACGCCCGAAGCCGCCGCGGCGACGCUCUCCACCCUGCACCAGCUGCCGGUGCUGGUGGUCGACGACAACCACACCAACCGGCUCAUCUGCACCGAGAUGCUCUCCAACUGGGGCAUGAAGCCGACCGCCGUGGAGAGCGGCGAGAGCGGGAUCCGCGAGUUCGACCGGGCCGCCGGCGGCGGCGCCGGCUACCGGCUGGCGCUGGUCGACGUGAUGAUGCCCCAGAUGGACGGCUUCGAGAUGGUGCGGCGGCUGCGCGAGCGCCCGGGCGCCGAGUCGAUGGCCGUGAUCAUGCUCUCGUCCGCCAACCGGCCCGAGGACCGGGCGCUGGCGGACGAGCUGGGCGUCGCGCGGUGCAUGACCAAGCCGGUGACGCAGUCGAACCUGCUCAACGGCAUCACCAGCGUGCUCGGCACGGCGCGGGUCGACGACUCGCCGGCCAGCAGCCUCACCGCCGACCGCGACGGGGAGUUCGCGCCGCGGAAGAUCCUGCUGGCGGAGGACGGGGUCGUGAACCGCAAGGUCGCGGUGAGCCUGCUCCGCAAACGGGGCCACGACGUCACGGCCGUGGAGGACGGGCGGAUGGCGGUCGACGCGGUCCGCGUCCAGCGGUUCGACCUGGUGCUCAUGGACAUCCAGAUGCCGGUGCUCGACGGAUUCGCGGCCACGGCCGAGAUCCGCCGGCUGGAAGCGGACACGGGGCGGCGGCUGCCCAUCAUCGCCAUGACCGCCCACGCCAUGAAGGGCGACCGCGAGCGGUGCCUGGACGCGGGCAUGGACGAUUACGUCUCGAAGCCGUUCCGCCCGGCGGAGCUGUUCGCCGCGGUGGAGAAGGUCCCGCCCAGUCAGGACCAGCCCGACGGCGAUGCGCCCACCGCCGCGGUGGGCGGCGCCCCCGCGGUCCCGGCGCCGGUCAGCAACGACGCCCGCCCGUUCGACUACGACCGCGCGCUGGAGAAUGUCGGCGGCUGCGAGGAGAUGCUGGCCGAGAUGAUCGACCUGUUCGCCCAGGAGUGCCCGAAGCAGAUGGCCGACGUGGAGGAGGCCUGGCGCGCCAGCGACAGCGAAGCGCUCAUGCGCGCCGCCCACACGCUGAAGGGCUCGGUGGCGUUGUUCGCCGCGGGCGAGGCCGCGGCGGCCGCCAAGCGGGUCGAGUUCCUCGGCCGGGACGGGAAGCUCGACGAGUUCGUGGACGAGUGGGCGGGGCUCAAGCGGCACGUCGACCAGCUGUUGACCACGAACGCCGACAUGAAAGUCCUCAUCGCCGAAGACAACGCGAUGUACCGCGCCGUCCUGUCGCGCAAUGUCGAGAACUGGGGCUACGAGCCGGUCGCUGUCGAGGACGGGAAGCGGGCGCUCAAGCUGCUGCAGCGUGAAGGCGCCCCGCGGCUCGCGAUCCUCGACUGGCAGAUGCCCGGCAUGGACGGCAUCGACGUCUGCCGCCACGUCAAACGCAACCCCGACCACCCGUUCACCUACGUGGUGAUGCUCACCAGCCGCGACGCACAGGAGGACAUGGUGGCCGGCCUGAACGCCGGCGCCGACGAUUACCUCACCAAGCCGAUCGACCCCAAGGUGCUGCGGAGCAAGCUCACCGCCGCCGAGCGGAUCGUCAAGCUCGUGCCGCCCAAGGAGUGGGCCGUGCCCCGCAUCGACGGGUACGAGGUUCAGAAGCUGCUCGGCAAAGGGGUGUUCGCGUCGGUGUGGAGGGCCAUCCGGCAGUCGACCGGCGAGCCGAUCGCGCUGAAGAUCAUCCGCGUCGACCUCGCCACCGACGACGUGUUCGGCCGCUUCGCGCAGGAGAUCGAGCUCAUGGAGAAGCUCGACCACCCAAACAUCGCCCGCAUCUACGACAGCCAGAUCGACAAGAACCUCGGCUACUAUGCGGUGGAGCUGCUGACCGGCGGUACGCUGGAGCAGCACGUCCAGGACAAGUCACCCAAGCCGGCCGUGCUGCUGCACCUGAUCUCCAAGGUGUGCGACGGGCUGGACCACGCGCACAGCAAGGGCGUGGUGCACCGCGACCUCAAGCCGUCCAACAUCAUGAUGACCGGGACCGGCGAGCCCAAGAUCGUCGACUUCGGCCUCGCGCGGUUCAUGUUCGAAGCGGCCGAGCACAACUCGGCCGUGCACUCGAUGGAGGGGAGCGUCAUCGGCACGCCGCUGUUCAUGUCCCCCGAGCAGGCCCGCGGCGACACCGACCACCUCGACGGCCGCGCCGACAUCUACGCGCUCGGCAUCAUCCUGUACGUGAUGCUCGUCAGGAAACACCCGCACAAGGUGAACCAGCACAACCGCUGGGAGACCAUCCGCGAGAUCGCCGAGGGCCGGGCCCGCCGCCCCAGCGAGAUCCGCCCCAACUUCAACACCGACAUCGAGCGGAUCCUGAUGAAGGCCCUCGCCGAGAAGCCCGAGGACCGGUACGAGACCGCCGGCCAGUUCGGCGACGCCAUCCGCGGCUUCCUCGAGGAGCUGAUCCGCCGCAAGCGGCAGAAGAGCAGCAGCUGA
Molecule: messenger RNA, 4095 nt
Organism: Symbiodinium pilosum
Lineage: Eukaryota; Dinophyceae; Suessiales; Symbiodiniaceae
Source: the annotation of a GenBank genome assembly